This is a messenger RNA of Symbiodinium necroappetens, 1563 nucleotides long. The record is from the annotation of a GenBank genome assembly. NCBI's taxonomy places the organism in Eukaryota, Dinophyceae, Suessiales, Symbiodiniaceae.
AUGGUGGAAGCAUCCGAGUCCGGUGAGUCCGGGGAUUUGGUCUUCUCUGCCAGCCGUGGUGAACAGUCAGCGUAUCUUCUCGCACCCCGUCAGGGCUGCGGUAGCUUCGUAAAUCUGGUCAGGAACAGAGAAGCUUUUGUGAGCUUCAUGCGCCAAGUCCUGCACCUCAUUGAGAAGGUCGAGGGCCACCAAAGCUAUCAUCUCCGAGUUUCUGCAGGCUCAGAGCCAUCCUCAGGGAGCGGGCGUGGGGGGCGUUUUCUACCUCCACUGAGCGACCAGCUGGCGGCCCACAUUCGCCAAGCAGGCUUUUCGGUCUUUGUCUUUGCCGACAGCGAUCGCAAGCGAGAGCCUUCAGAUGCUGACAACCUGCUGAGUUUGGACGCCCUGGUUGACUACAUGGAUGCAUCUGGCAGGCAAGUGCAGCUGCCAAUUACAUCCCGUGACAUCACCCUUCGUGCUGGUGCUUUCACCCGUUGUGUACUUGAUGCACAGGGUCGCCCUAUCUUGGUUGUGGUCCCGAACCGCUGCGUGCAGUUUCAGUCGGAAUGCAGUGAUGACGAACUGGCUGAGCUUUGGUCUCUGGCACUGGAUGUUAUCGAUGACCAGCGGGGCCAGAAGGAUGGUGAUCAGUUUGAGAGCAUGCGCCUCAAUGCUGGCUCAUUCCAAAAUAUUCGGCAUCUACACCUCAAGGUGUGGAUGAGUGGCCAUAGCUUCCGUGCCAAGUGGGCCCACCAUCCCGGCUACAAGGUCCUCGCCGAGGGUGCGUAUGCUCGACUUUACGCUGUGCAGGAGCUGAACGACCCAGUCCGGGCCAAGCGCGCGUUCGAGGUAAGAGCAGCCUGUUGGGUGGAUCCGAAUGAGUUCUGUUGGGAUGCAGAAGAAGGCACCGACAGCGGAGGCAAGGGUAGCGCAUCUGAAGGUCGCGGCAAGGGGACUUCUGCUCAAAGGGUGCUGGGUCGUGGCCAAAGCCCGCACAGCGAAAGCAGCACGCCUUCGUUGAUGCCACCCAACCCAGCGAUGGCAGCCCAUGCCUGGUCCACAGACGAAAGCAGCCCGGACGAGGCUGCAGAAGACAGAUUCCUUUUCGGAGAGGAGACAAGGAGCUCAAGCGGCGGCUACAUGAAACGCCGACGUUCAUCUCGGGCUGCAGGCAGCGAAAGGAGCGUCCCCUCGGAGAGCUCCACGCGCGAGGACCAGGCCGGCAGGAAUGAACGGUCGAGCCCGCACCGGCGAUCCUUGCUGGAAAGCCUUACAGAAGGGGUGGCGAACCUCUGGGCCCGCCCAGAGGCCCCACAAGCGACUCCACCUUCGUCGCGGGACUCCUUCCAAUCGACGGUCCUAAUAAGCAAGGAUGAGGCUGAUCCGGAGGAGGUCAGGCACCCGAGCAACAACGACAGUCUGACGAAGGCGAAAGUUUGGCUGAAGGCUUCGCUGCAGACUCGCAGGCAGGCUGCUGGAUUGCCAUGCAAAAGAGAUGACUGGCGGCUGGUAGCAUACCUCCGUGAGGCAAGACGCGGGACGCUCUUUGAUGCAGCCGACUUGGCCAAGAGCUGGAAGAGGUGA